GAGAGUUAUAUCUUCAUUAUCAUCCUCUUUCCCAUUUUCCUUGUUCUUCUUUGUGUCUCUUUAUCAAUCACAGAAUGAACAGUAUCAACAACAACACCAAUUUUGUUGAAUCUUCAAUCAUGAAUGGAGGUUCUGAGGACGUUGAUUUUUGCUUUGCCUUCGACAGUUUCUCGGAUAAAAUCAUUCAACUGGAAAUCAUGAGAGAUCUUAUUGAACUUUUUCCCAAUAAUGCUGAGGGUUGUUCCACAAGUGCCGAUCAGAAUAACUGCAACAAAAAGAGAAGGGGAGACAUGCAGAAAGACAAUGGUGAUAAGGCUGCCAAUCCCACAGAUGUUGCAGAUUCUCACAUGGUCUGUUUUACGGUAAUUAAAGUGAGAACACUGCAUGUUAGCUCUGCCAUCCUGGCUGGGAAGAGUAAUUUCUUCUACAAGCUCUUCUUUAACGGGAUGAGGGAAUCGCAGCAGACGCACAUCACCCUGAGAAUCGAAGCAUAUGAGGAAGCUUCAUUCAUGGAGCUUUUGAAGUUUAUGUACAGUGGUUUUCUGAAUGCAGCCUCACCGCCUAGAUUGUUGGACGUCCUGAUGGCAGCGGACAAGUUUGAGGUGGCGUCCUGCAUGAGAUACUGCAGUCGGGUAUUGCUGAACAUACCCAUGACAGUGGAGUCUGCAUUGCUCUAUCUAGAGCUUCCUAUCAAUGUGCGAAAGGCUAAUGUUGUUCGACCAUUGAUUAUAGCAGCAAAACAGUAUCUCGCUGCUCGUUACAAGGACAUCACUGAGCAUCAGGAGGAGUUGAUGGGACUGCCACUUGCUGGGAUGGUGGCACUAUUAUCCAGUGAUGAGCUGCAGGUCGCAUCUGAGGAUGCAGUGUACGACUUUGUGCUGAUGUGGGCUCGAAACCAGUACCCUAUUCUUGAAGAAAGGAGAGAAAUUUUCAGAGCAAAACUUAUCCACUUCAUCCGGUUCCCGUACAUGACCUGCCGUAAGCUGAAGACGGUCCUAACUUGCAAUGAGUUCGACAAUGAAGUCACUUUUAAACUAGUAUCUGAUGCCUUGUACUUCAAGGCCGAGGUACCACACGUGCAAAGGAUACUAGCUGCGAAAUCAGCUUCCACUAGUCGCUGCUUCAUUGAGCGGUCAUACAAAUACCGCCCUGUUAAAGUUUUGGAAUUUGAACUUCCACAUCAACAUUGUGUGGUCUACUUAGACCUGAAACGGGAGGAGUGUGCCAACUUGUUCCCCUCUGGCCGCAUCUGUUCACAGGACUUCCAUUUAGGUGGUCAAGGGUUUUUCUUGUCGGCGCACUGCAAUAUGGACCAGCAGAGCUCCUACCAUUGCUUCGACUUGUUCUUGUGCAUGCAUGAGAAAGACUCUGCCAGCAUCACUGUCGACUAUGAAUUUGAGGUUCGGUCAAGGCCAACCUUAGAAUACCUUCACAAGUAUAAAGGCGACUUUACAUUUACCGGGGGAAGUGCAGUCGGUUACAGGAACUUUUUUGCUACACCAUGGACAUCGUUCAUGGCGGAAGACAGCCCCUUCUUUAUUAACGGUGUUCUCCAUCUUAGAGUAGAGCUCUCCCUCUUAGAGCAGAGCUAACAAUCUAAAAGUAGUUGGAUUGGAUUAGUCUUGUAGAUUGGUAUCUAUGAUUUUCUGUAGCACUUUUAUUUAUUUCUCUUUAACCAUUUGUAAUUAUUUAGUUGUAAAUUUUUGGCAAAUUAUUCUUGGUGGCUAGUGAUACAUAUUUCACAGUGAAAAAUGUCCUGCAAUCCAGCUAUGGUUUGACAAAACUUGUCCU
Messenger RNA from Lathyrus oleraceus (garden pea), 1791 nucleotides. Its product is annotated as BTB/POZ domain-containing protein POB1. Gene Ontology annotation, cellular component: nucleus. The transcript has 5 exons. Gene Ontology annotation, biological process: response to red light. Bases 75 to 1592 code for a protein of 505 amino acids. Lineage: Eukaryota; Viridiplantae; Streptophyta; Magnoliopsida; Fabales; Fabaceae. Gene Ontology annotation, molecular function: protein binding. The record is from RefSeq and is a predicted model, not a curated record.